UAUAACCAUAAGUGUUUUAUAUAAAUAUAUAAUUUAUAUAUAGUUCAUAUACAGAAUAAUAAUUCUUAUAUAAUUUAUAAAUAGUUUUUUUUUUUUAUAUAUAUAUAUAAUCAUACCCGGUUUUUGACCACAGAAUUUAUUUUUUAUUUUCGUUCUAAACAUGGUAAACCGGUGUGUUUUGUGCUUCGCCACCAUCGCCGACGGUGUCAGUUUACACAAAUUUCCGAGGGAUGCCCAAAGGGCCGAUUCGUGGCUACAGUUUAUCGUGGCUUGCGGCCGUAAUCCGUCGGACGUAAACGUACGCAAUGCGUUUUUGUGUUACCGGCAUUUUCUGCCCAGCGACUACGGUAGCAGUACUGUACGCAGGGUGCUCAACCGGAACGCCGUACCGUCCGUCAGUAUCACGGAGCAACACGAUGAGGCCGACAUUGAAAUUGUUCGCGUGGUGGACAUUGAUGUUGGUGAUGCCGGACCGUUCGGAGGAAAUGUCGUCGCUGGCGGUGUUGGUGCCAGUGGAAACGAUUUGGUUGAAGUGGUAGAAGUACCCGUUGGAGCGUCACCCGAAAUUGUCGAUGUCGGUCCGCUCGACAUUGAAGUGGUCGGGGCUCCCGUCGAACCGUCGCCCGAAUUUGUCGACGUCGGAUUGGAGGACGUCAGUAAAAUUAUUAAAUCGCUUUUCAAUACGAUGGACACAUAAACUUUUAAUUAAUUAUUGUUUUUUUUCCUCUCAUUGUGUAGCUUGCCGUCGUCGGAGUUCUAAACGAACCAGCCCUCGACGUCGCUACGUCCGAAGUGAGUUUAGUUAUUUCGAACAUUACAAUAAAUAGUAUAUUAAAUAUAGCAUUCGGCUUUAAUAAAACGGAAUCUGUUGUACAGGGUGACGUGCAUUAUAUUAUAAUACGGUGUACAUCUUUUUAUCUUUUUUUUUUUUUUACAAAAAUUACAAACGUUCAUUUAGCGACAGCGCCGUAGUGUUCAUGCAAUAGUGUACAAAAUGUAUAUGUAAAUAAUCUUUGUUAUCGUAAUAUUCUCUCGCGCCUCUCAUUGUAAAAUUUUCCCUUCCCUUCUCGUGUGUUUGUCAUCUGUUAUUGUAAAUAGUUAAUUUUAAGUGUUUGUGUUUUUCUGUUUAUCGUUUUAUCGGCAACUAUUGCUUUUAUAAUUAUUAUGCGUAUGAUAAAUUGUUUGUCAUUACUUUACUUUCUUUUUUUCGUUGAUAUUCGGCAACUGAAGCCAUCUGGUUCUUUUUUUUUAUUGUACAACAUAAAUUUACUUUUAUUUGUUUUCUUAAUUGUAAAUGCAAUUUAAUUAUUGUAAUAAUAAAAUU
Daktulosphaira vitifoliae (grape phylloxera) is the source of this 1324-nucleotide messenger RNA. RefSeq lists its product as uncharacterized. The coding region runs from base 161 to 697 and encodes 178 amino acids. The record is from RefSeq and is a predicted model, not a curated record. NCBI's taxonomy places the organism in Eukaryota, Metazoa, Arthropoda, Insecta, Hemiptera, Phylloxeridae. The transcript has 6 exons.